AUGUCCUUAAAACGGAAAAGAAUGGCUAAUUGUUCAAUUACUUUGGCUAUUCGCCAAAAAGGAUUGACUUUUGGAUUGCUUUCAUUAAUUUUAAUAUCUCAAUUAUUACAGUCUUUAGUUUGGUAUUUUAUUCCCCUCAAAACAAUUAAAAAUAAUAAAAAGUCUGUCAGUUAUCGACACUCUUCAAUUUUUGAUUUUUUGGUUUUUUCGUGUAGAGAUUUAUUUUUAAUAGAGGCAAUUUUGUGGUCGUUAGUAGCUUUAUUAACUGGAAUUGCUUUAUUUCAACAAUAUGUUUUGACUAGUCCUUGCAAUAAAUGUACUCAAUUAGCCGUCGAAUUCCCCUUUACAACCUUACCUUUAUUUAUUUCACUCUUACAUCCAAUACUUUCAUUAAUCCUUAUUGCUCCAAUUCGUUAUACAGCACAACGUUUCUUUCCAAUUUUUGCAAAAUUGCUUCCAACACAAGAACCGAUAACUCCACCAUUGCCUAGGCCUUUUCCUUCUGUUCGUAUUUUGGUUACUGAACAUUGA
Messenger RNA from Meloidogyne enterolobii, 531 nucleotides. The record is from the annotation of a GenBank genome assembly. NCBI's taxonomy places the organism in Eukaryota, Metazoa, Nematoda, Chromadorea, Rhabditida, Meloidogynidae.